Molecule: messenger RNA, 13148 nt
Organism: Manis pentadactyla (Chinese pangolin)
Lineage: Eukaryota; Metazoa; Chordata; Mammalia; Pholidota; Manidae
Gene: ZNF451
Product: zinc finger protein 451
Exons: 4
Coding region: 337-2409 (690 amino acids)
Biological process (GO): regulation of transcription by RNA polymerase II
Cellular component (GO): nucleus
Molecular function (GO): DNA-binding transcription factor activity, RNA polymerase II-specific; sequence-specific DNA binding
Source: RefSeq, a predicted model, not a curated record
CUCGAUUCCUUGUCCUAUUGGGCCCUGGGCUCUCAGCUUCACCAGUCUCUCUAGUCCAAUGUGGAGACUGGAGCUCUGGUCCUCAGUUUUCUGCCUCCUGUGUGCACAUGUUGUGGCUGGGACACUGAAGCCUGGGAAAAGGGAAUAAGGUAGGGCCACCUCAGAUUUGGUUCCUCAUUUCAGAGUUCAGCUAAACCUCCGUAUUCCCGACGUCAGCCAAAAAAGAAAACUCUUUUAGUCUCCACCACCCGCCUUGAGGGCUGAAACAGAAAUCAAUGAGCUCCGCCCCCCACCAAGAAAACUCGGACCGCCCGCUGUUCGGCGCAGCUGCAGCUGAUGUCGGCCUGGCGCAACGCAUGCGUCGUAGCACGGGGUCCUUUUCCGCUCUUUUCCAGCGGUGUGAGGGGCCGUUCGGGCGCAGUUAGAACUACCAUUCCCAGCAUCCUGCUCGGCGCGAGGAAGGCAGGCCGGGACGUUGCGAAAGCGGCUGCGGGGAUAGCGGGCCCGAGCGGCACGCUCCUCCUUCGGAAGCGGUUAUUCCCCUCUUUCCGCCGGCGGCGUCGCGGCGUCGGCGCACACGCAGGGGCGGGUCACAGUGGAGCGACGCCGGGCUGGGCGGGAAGGGAGUCGCGGUGGCGGCGGCGGCUGCGGCGGGGGCGGCGGCGGCAGCAACGGCAGCAGAAGCGGCGGCGGGGGCAGCCAGAGCGGCGGUGCUCUCUGGCAGUUGGAGAAAUGGGAGACCCAGGGCCUGAGAUAAUAGAAUCUGCUCCCGCAGCCGGGCCUGAGGCGUCUGAGUCAACAACGGAUGAAAACGAAGAUGACAUUCAGUUUGUUAGUGAAGGACCAUUGAGACCUGUUCUGGAAUACAUUGAUCUGGUUAGCAGUGAUGAAGAAGAGCCUAGCACUUCUCAGAGUGAUAGAAUGCCUGAGUCUAAGGUGCCAUCCUCUGAGAAUCAUCGUCCAGAAAUGAGCUCUAGCUACAGUGUACCUCUUCCCAGUGGAGACGGCAGCUCCUCCUCUGGGAGUUGCACCAGCAGUCCACAAAGGAUAGUUUCUCAAUGUUCUUCUGUUGAGAAGCCAUUGGAGAACCAGAAAAAUGAUCAGAAUAAUUCAGAUAUUAAGAUUUCUGAGACAGAGGCACUUAAAUCAUCUCAAAAUUGUCAGACUCUGCCUUUAUCUCCACUCCUGGUCCCCCAAGAAUCUUUGGCCUCUUCAGAGGUCAAGGAGGAUUUACCUGUAGAGUCUUCAGCUUCACAGCUUGGACAGGAUGCUAUUCUCUAUCUCCAGACACAAGUGGCUGAGAUGUCCCGAGUGAUACGUGAUCUCCAGUCCAGGAGCUGUUUUAGAUUUCAUCAUUCUAGGCCAAGUGAGAACUCAGCACCUUGGGACAUUUCAAGCUCCAAGGAAGAAAAUCUGUCCACAGUGGAAGAAGAAACUGACUGCAAAUCCCCCUCAGCUGAUGACAAGGGGCAACCAACUGACCCCAGUCAGUCUAGUUUCACAGGUCUUUUGAAAAGAAUGGAGCAGAGAGGUGUUAUAAAGAGAGUGACAUUACAGUCUGAAGCAGAAUCGUGUGAAGGGAAACCUGAUUUUGUGACCUCUAAGAAACGUUUGGUUCCUCCAUUGCAUCCUCUUCUGAGAAUUGCUACCACUGAGGUUUUUAAAGACCCUGCUGAUUGCCAUCCUUCUUCCUUCAUGGGACAUAGGGUCUAUCCUGUGGCCAAGGAUACCUCUCCUUUCCAACCAAAUCCUCCAGCCGAGGGCCCCAUUGUGGAAGCGUUGGAGCACAGCAAAAGGGGAAGCACAACAUCUCCUCUAGAUUCUACCUCAAAAGAAAUGGAGGUCAUGGGUUGUAGAUUCUACCACGCUGCUUCUAUUGCAGCCCGAGCUGCUAGCUACAUGGCCUAUAUGACUCAGUAUCAGCGAAAACUCUGGGAAGAUAUGGAGGAUCUGGUCCAUGAUCCCGAGUUUGAUCGUGGAAAAGCAAGAUGUAUAAUAUCCGAUGGCAUGGAUGCAGGCCUUUGGCAGCUUUGUACUACUAGGGACAUAAUGGACUCUGUUGUCAGAGUUAUGGCAAUGGCAAUAGACUACAGAAGGCAAGCCUGGCUCCGGCUUACAUCGCUCUCUAAGAAAACCCAGGAGAAGAUCUCACACUUGCCCUUUGAUGGUACUUCCCUCUUUGGACAGGAUGUGAAUGCUAUUGUUGCAGAAGAAAACAGUGUAAAAGAAAAUGACUCUAAAGACCACAACAAAUACUAUAACCAGCAUCGAUACUUCUAUAGUCAUGAUCAGAAAGCACAUUAUCACAACAGAGGAUACUCCAAAGGGGAAUGGUACAAACCCCGAAAUCACCCCUAUAGAUAUAGAAAAAAGGGGGACUCUCCAGAACGCCAUGGAUAUAAGAAUUAAUAAUCUUUCAUGUUCAGCAGUAAAGCCACCCAGGACCCUCACUAUUUUACUUGCUCUUCCCCAUUUACACAGGAUCUACAGGUAGGCGGUCACCUCAGAAACUAAAUGCACAUCUGGAAUGACCACAGCUGACAUUUGAAUUCUGGAUUUUUGGAAUGAAGUAUAUAAUAGACUCAUACUUACUGGCCAAGUGAGCAGUAGAGACCUUCACUUAAGUAGGGUUGGACAAAGGUUUACCACAUACUUCGGGACCAAAAUAAGUCCAGAGGAGGAUCUCAGGUAUUGGAAUCCUCCUGUAAUUAAAGAAAAACCUAAAGAUUUGUUCCUCAGCAAUAUCUUACUGGUAAACCGAGGACUAGCAGAUUUUAGAUCUGGAAAUAACCUACUACUAGAUCUCUGUUUACUAACACCAGAGGAAAACCCUUUGUUUUUAGUUUAUCAGUGCUUCCUUGUUCAGGUUUGAGCUUGUUAGAUAUUCACAAAAUGGCACGUUGGUUACAGUCUCUAAGUCAUGAUGGUCAGUCAGCUCACUGAAAGAGUUCAUACUACUCAAGCUCUGUGAGACUUUAGAAUCAACCAUGAAGCUGUGUAUCAAGAACUGGAAUUCAAAUUCUGCCAAGCCCAGUUUGCUUCCAGUGGAAUGGUUAGAUGUCACAAUGAUUACAGUGUGGAUUACUGUGGACAAAAGUUGGAAAAAGACUUUCCUACCUGUAACAUCUAUAUAGAAAUUUUCAUCGUAACUGUCUCAUCAAGACUGAUGGCUACUGCAUCAUAACCUCUCAAAGCUACAUGUGAGAGAAUUCUUUGUGGUCAUCACCCCUAAGUGUUUGACCUAUCAAGCUCUCAUAAAUCAACAAAGCUGUGAGACCCAGUCAUGGUGUCCUCAGGCUUUUCACCAAGAUCACCUUCUUACACCUACCUUCUAAACAGUUAACUUUUUUGAGCUUGAUAGUUCAUCACAUUCUCAAUACAAAAAGAUAUGCACAUUAGUGCCCUCAAAAUAAAGGAUGUUACACCCUCCAGGCAUGAAUUCUUUAAAGAGCAAGAAUUCCAAACAUGCCUGACAAUCUGGUCCUCUUCAUGUAAUAAAGGGGGAUGUCAUCUAAUUUAGAUGUUGAAAAAUUCUUAAGAUUAGAGUAUAACUGUGGAUGUAAUAAAUAGAACAUGUCACAUAGUUCUGUUUCUGGUUCUCUAUUAAUGAUUUCUUGAAAGUCUGAAAUCAAGACUCCAGUGACAUGUUCUUGGUUUAUUGGCCCCUUAAUCUAGUCAGACUCUUACCAUGAGAGAUGACUUAUGUUUUUGCUCCUGAUUGGUUCCAUUUAUAGUUCUCUGCCAUACUGCAACUGGCAGCAGGUACCUCAGUUAUAUGUCCCAUAGUAUCUUUUUAAUCUCAAGGCAGUGGCUGUAUAGUACAUCAGCCUUUAGUUCUUUGUCUUCUCAGCAUGACUUCAGAAAUGGAGAAAAUGUCAAGUUUGAGGGGUCUGAAUAUAUCACCUAGUAUUUGCUUGGCAGCCAAAAAAGAAUUAUUGACAGACGUAUAAUUUUGUAACUUAUUGGUUUGUCAAACAUCUGCAUUUUUUUGUUAUUUGUUUGAUCAAAGUAUUUUGGGUCUACUGUUAAUGGAAUAUACAGUACUUCAGGUUUCAUGUGGUUUCUAGUUCCUGCCAUAUUUCUUAGUUCUUGCAGAAUAGUGAUUGCCAUUUUUCCUGGUGCCCUACUUUCUAAUUGUAACCAUUGUAGUCAUAUUCAACACUUUAUCUACUUUUCUUUCACUCCCUGUUUGUGCUAUAGAGAUCGAAGACGCCAGUAUCCUUACUUGAAAGAAGUUACUUUAUUCUGUCAGAUAAUUUCAGGGUACUGUAUUGGUCCUGUUUGUCCUGUUUGCAGAUUAAGUUUAUACUGCAGUCUUGAUAGAGGAGAUAAUCUUGCAAAUUUUGUCAUCAUAUCUCAAGUUAAUGUUUACUUUUAUUUUUCUGUAUUUUCCACAAAGUUUUCCUUGUACUUUUUGAGGUCCAUGCCAGUGAUCUAGAAACUCUUUAAAAUUGAUCUCUAUUGGAAGAACAUGGAUUACCUGAAAAGAUGGGUCUGAAAAAUCAUACAGAGGUUAUAGUUCGUGAUAUUUACUACACCAGUGAAAUAGUCUCAUGUGCCCUUAACAUGACACUGUAGUUUCUUCUGGGAAAGGACUCAGCUGGGGAACUCAUGGAUAGAGAAACCUUGUGGGGUUCUUUUACAUGACUGCACGUGGGUGCUCCCAGCUAGCUAAGGCUACUGCAUACCACUCUCACCUUUCCUUUUCUCCUGUGUCCUUCUCUGAAUUAGAUAAUUGGGUCACAGACCUGAUGAUUUUUGAGGCACUCUUAUUUUCCAAAAACCAAACCAAAAUAAAUGCUUGAGGAUGUGAUUCUGUGAAACUAUUUUGGCACUACCACUUAAGAUGCUCCUCUGCUUAAGUUUGUGUUUUUUACAUUGUAGGUUUAAAAAAGAGACAAGGUUUACCAUCUUAGUCUUUAAGUGUACAGGUCAGCAGUGUUAACUGUAUUUACAUUGUUCUGUAGCUUUUUUCUUAAAUAUUUAUAAAGCAGCAUUGCUAUUUUCUUCCUCCUGUGUUAUGUUGCUCAAUAAUUAAAUAACAUUCUUUACCACACUUGAAUUGAUGUACUCAAGCAUCUCCAGAGAAUUUUCCUAACAGUAAAAUAUAGUGAGAAAUUGUAUUGGUGAUCAAGUAGGUGAAGGAACUUGACAGUUGAGUGGAGGUGGGGAAGAAGGCCUUAGAAUGGGAACAGCAUUUAGCUAUUUGAUGGGUCUCUUGACUGCAGAAGAAACAAAUAACAUUAACCUGGUUCGGUUUUUAAAAAUCAUUUUAAAACUUUCUCUGGCAUACUUGAAUGACAACGUUGUUACAAAACAAAAUGGGGACUUGGUGUAGGGGGAACAACCCCAGUAGUGUAUGGAAUCAUAAUUAGUCAGAUAAUAAGUUUUCAUAUUGUGCCUGCCAUAUGCAGAGCCUGUGACAGAAUUGUCCAUUAAGCCAACCUCUGAUGUUUAAAUACCUCUAGGUUUUCUAGGAGGCCUUAGAAUAAUGGCAAGUUUAAUGAUCUGGUAUUCUUAGAAGGGAUGUGUUAUAAUGAUCCUUUUUCUUCAAAACGUAACUUCUUAACUAGAUGUACAAUAUGUGGAGACAAUGUGAUUUCUUAUUACUGUGUACAAGAAAAAUUGUUUAAUUGUUAUAUGAAGUGCCUUUUUAAAUUUUACACUAUUGUUUAAAACUUAAUAUUUUGAUUUCUUGCAUAUGUUGCCACUGAUAUUUAUGUUUAUUCUGUACAGUGAUUAUAAAUUAUGUAGAUUUUUCAUCUGUACAAUUGCACUAUCUAAAUGUACUCUCCUUCUGAAUGUUUGUUUUCUUUAUAGCACCCUUGAUCUAUUUCAGAAGGUUGUAGAGUAUGCCCCUCCCCCUUUAUUUAAAUAACUUCAUGGUAGUUCUUUUUAGUUAUUAGUAAUUGUCUCAAGUUUUCUGGGCAUUAAAUUAAGGCAGCGUUUUGUUUUCUAUCUGUAGGCUCUAAGUUUUCUGUUUUAAGUCAUUUGUCUUAUCUAACAUUCUUAGCCAUGGUAACACAACUUAUAUUUGAUAAGUGGAUGUGUUUACUUGGUAAAAAGAAACAAGGACAUAAGGAAAAAAAGCAGUAAAUUGCUGACACUGCCUUUUUUAAAACUCAUAGUUUCCUCAGUAUAAUUGCAUUGAAGCUUUUUUGUUUUUAACUGUCAUCUUCUUUAUCAGUUCAGCAUGAUUGUGUUUAUUUACUUUACCCUCAAAAUGACAUUUUGAGGUGAGCAUGAACUCUUUCAGGCUACUUGGAUACUAUUUAGUAUAUUGUAUUAGUCUGAUACUAAUAAUUUACUGAAUAAUACCUAAGUGACCUAAUGGAUUAUGUCCUUAAGGGCCCAAUACAUCCAGGAUAACCUCUCAGGUACUGUAAACAAGGAGGUUGGAAAAGGCACAAUCCAGAAUCCCUUCUACGUGUAAAAUUGGAUGCAGAGUUAAAUGACAUGAAUGAACAGUUAAAUGCCACAUUCAGUAUUAGUUGACUGGGAUUCUGAUGAAGGUUAGAAAUUAUGGAUUAGAUCUUUGUAGAAAUAGUUUAAAGAUUGCAAUAACUGAAAACUUUUGUUUUUUUAAUGUGAGGUGUGUUUUGCCCAGGACUCGCAUUAUUUUGGUUCCCUCAUCUUUUGAAAUUUACUAUUCUUUACUUAACGUUAGUGGCUAGUUCAGUAGUUGAUUGUCAUAUGUAUGCAUCUUUUUCAUGUCAUUCAGGUGGCCACAUCCAUUCUAUAUAGUUUUUCAUUAUUGGAUACAUAAACCAACCAGUUAUUCAUUUUUCACUUAAGAAAAUAUACAGGUGGAAGUCAUCAGUAACUGAUAAUGAUCAAUGUAUUGUGUGUCAAUCUUUUGUUUCCAGGUAUAAUAAAUUUUGUAAGCCAUUAAGAUACUCUCAUGGUAUUUCCCUUCCUGGCUGAAUGAUGAGAAAUUGUUUCAUUAAAUCUUUUUUUCCUCUUAUGAUUAGUGGAAUGAUAUUUUUUUACUAUGUCUUUUCAUUUGUUUGACUCUACAGUAAUGAAAACUUCUUUAUAGUAGUGUUUGAUACUGUUGAGAUAUCUUAUUACUGGAAGUUAAGUUUGCUCCAUGAAGUGAUCACAGUCCAACCACAUCCUUUUGAUGUUAGCAUAUCAGUUACUUCAUUCUUUGUAUUGAUCUUUUUUUCUCCUUUAUGUAAUGCCUCUUUCUGAAAGGGUAUUCGAUUUUCCCUUAAUCUCUUCAAUGUAGAUUAUAUUUUUUAUUCUACCAGUAUAUACUAGCCAGGAUUUUUAUGUGGCUUGCAUUUGUAUAUUUAAGUACAUUGCUUUCAGCAUUAUUGUAAAAGAUUUUCCUAGUUUUCUCUUAUAGUGUCCUUUUUUUCUUUUAAAGUAGUCAGUCUGGUCUCUCAAAACUAUUCUGUCUCUUGAACUCCCAUCAACUUUUAAUGCUUUCUUGUUUAAUGGUAGUAUUAUUUUUUCAUUUCUACAUAUUCUUCACACAAAUAUAUUAUUACAUAGAGUUUGUGGUCAGUUGUCUCUUUUCUGGUAAUAAUAAUUAUAAGCCCAUCACUAUAGAUUGAGAGUAUAGCUCUUGACAUAUAUUGUCUUAAAGUUAACCAGUUUUCUCUAGAUCUUAAGGGCUGUACUUGGUUUUGUUGAGGUAACUAUUUCACAUGGUCUGUUGGACUUUGUGAUGCCUUGUCAAGAAUUCAACGAGUUCUCAGGUUGUCUGUACUUUCUUUUAUGACUUUGGAGACCUCAAGUUGUACUGAGUUUUCUAAUAUCCCUGAGUAUAUUCCUUGGUAGAAGUGGAAGUAAAUGCUUUUGUAUCUGGUGAGACUUUAAAAAUUCUCCUUUGACCUUAAGUGCUUCAGGUGUUAUUAUGAGUUCUAAUAAUAGUCUCUUUAUAAGAACAACUUUGAUAUGCUGUUUCUUUCAAUGAACAUUAUGCUUUCUUGUUUUUCAUUAUCCACAGGAGUGGCUCUAUCACAGCAUACAGUUUUAAGGGCUACAAUUAGACCUCUUGUUAGCUCCCGCUUUUAUCUUUGAUGGUUGUAUUUCAUCUUGAUUUGUGAUACAGUAAUAGGCUAAAAAAACUAUCAUGUUUGUGGUCCCUUUAUAUGGCUUUUAAUUAGUGAGGCAGCAAUGAUCUGGAUGAUGAGAAAAAGCAUUUUUCAAGUCAUGAAACAGUUUAAAAAUUUCACUUUUUAAAAAAUACUACAUUAAGCUUCUUCUUGUUAGGUGUGUAGCCCAUUCCUUUCUGCCUUGAAUUGAGAACAUAGUAACUCUAAUUAUUAAUCUCAUUUAGAAUCGUAGCACAGAAUUAUAUGGGUGUUAGUCUUUAAUGGCUUAUAACAGCUCCUAUUUUCUUUUACUUUUGGCAAAAAUAUAUUUUGGCAGAUCUUGGAAGCACCUUGAUAGCGUUGGGUCUGAUUUGUUGUCUUCCUGCCUGGGAAGGAAGUAAAGGAGAGAACCUUCAUUUAUAGAGCUAAUGUUUAGUAGGCUCUGUUCUAGUUGUAAGGCCUUAUUGAGGCAGAACUUCAAACCCUUAUUUUGCAGAUGAGGAAGUGAAAUGUAUCAUUAAGCAACCUCCUCAAGUGGUGGAACCGGGCUUUGAAUAAAACCAUUCCUCCAACGUCCCAAUUCAACAUUGUACUGGGCUGCAUCCAUGUGUUUUUGAAGGCUGCGCUCAAGUCUUAACCUCUGUGAUAAGCUAAUUUGACUCAUACUAAUAAUUUCUUCUUCAAACUUUGUGUUUGUGGUUGGUAUGCUCAUCCCUUAGUACUUGAUGUCUUAUGUUAACUACUGAUUUUUUCACUUGUCAAAUCAGAAACCCUAACCUCUUAGUUCUCCAAUUGAGAUUUCACGAUGCUGGACUAAGAUUGUUCUUCAUUCAUGGUUGGCUUCUGUUACAUAUGCUCUAUUUGUAUUCUACUAAUUUUCAGCACUGAUUGUUCUAAUCAUAGUUUUUAUUUCUUAUUUCCUUUUCCUUUAUUAUACUUUUUGUUGUUGUUCUUUCACCCAUUUUGUUUCAGAUACAUACUUGAAAUUUUUUUUUACUGGCAUCUUGAGGCUGUUUGCUUAAUGGAAGGAAGGUGGAAUGAUGCAAAGCACAUGGUAUUUGAAUUCCAAAGACCUUGAUCUGAGUAUUAACAAGUUGUUUUCUGAGCCUCAGUUAUUCAACUCUCAAAUAAGGUAAUGCCCAGAAGUAUUUUGAAAACUGGAAAGCCCCAUGUAGAUUUCCUUUAGUAGCUGUGCUGUUUCCACAUUUGUAGAUUUCUUAUAACUGUGGGAUGGUAUUGGGUAUAAAUACAGAUAGUUUUUAAGAUGUAUUUAAUAGCAUGUAAUCAUUCCAUGCCAUCAGAUCACAUUCCCCUUAUUCAGUUUUUUUUUAUUGAAGUGUGAUAAACAAUCGUAUGAACAUUUCACAGGAACAACAUUGUGGUUUCAACAUUCACCCAUAUUAUCAGGUCCUCACCCAUCCCUGCCUCUCCCCAAUUUCAGUCACUGUCUUAAUCAGUGUAGUAAGAUACUAUAGAGUCAUUACUUCUCCUUGUUGUACUGCCAUCCCCGUGACCUACCUAUAUUGUGAUUGUGAAUUAUAGUGCCCCUUGAUGCCCUCCCCCUCCCUUGUUCACAGUUUUUUUUAAGGCUGAAUCAUUAAGCUGUAUUACAAAGCCAGUAAUGGAUUUAGUCGUUGAAAGACAUGUAAAGUGAAUUGGUCUUUUUUUCCCAACUGCUAGCUAAGAAGUGGUCAUAAUAAUAAGGGAAAAAAAGAAUGUGGAAUGAAGAGCUAGGAUGUGUAAUAUGUAUACAAUUUUUAAUGGAUGCUAUUUUGUCAUUUUGUGUCUGUUGGAAACAGUCCUUUAUCAAACGUUUUUCACUGCUAUGUGCAGGCAGGCACUGAGAAUGUCUUGGGAUACUGGGAGUUAAUAAGAGAAGGUAUAUUCCUUUAAGAAAGAAAGACAUAUGGUGUACUUGUCUGGUUUAGAGGAAUGCCUGUGAUGAGGUAGGAACAAAAGAUAGGGCAUCUAGAGGGGUUAAGGAAACUUUCCUUACCAAAUGCUAAAGCUGAGGUUUGGACCAUGACUACAGAGCAGUUGGUUGGACUAAGGGGGAAACAGGAACUAGGCAUUCCAGUGAAGGAAUAUGUGGCAAAGGCAUGGGGAACAUCUUGUUGCUGGUAUUAGAAUUUUAAGGAAUAGCUUUGAUGGGGACAGUUGGAGGAGAUGAAGCUGAAGAAAGAGGAUGAAUUACCCAUGAACAUGUAUCAGUUCCUUCCUGUUCAAAGCGUACUAACUUUGGGUAGCCAUUUCUUGAAAGGUUAUGGAGGUAGUCUCUCAAGAGGUUGGUUUGUACCGUAAUCCACUGUGGUCAUCUAGAGCAAUUCUUUUUCUUCCUUGAAUUGAGCCAAAGGAGGGCUCUCAGUCAGUGUACCUCUAGCCCUAAGGACAGCUCAAGCAGUGAGGAAGGACUGAGGUACUGGUAGAGAACAACUUUGAAGAUGAACAGGAUGAUGGCUCUGAAGUGACAUGUGACUCCCAUUGUGGGUAUACAGUUGCAUAUUUCAGGACCACCUAUUGGCAGUAUGUCCUCAGAGUAGCUAAAUGUGGCUAAUUUCUCUGUGUGUUGACUUACAGGUAGUUUAAGGGUGGACUUGGGGAAAAUGCAGAUAUUCCUAGAGAUGUUCUAAUUCGUUGGCAUUUUGGAAGUGUUGUAUUGAAGAAGGACUUGUGAACUUUGUGCCAUUGGUGUCUCCAGCAGCACGCAAACCUCAGCACAUUUCUGUCAACCACCUGUUUGUUUUUUCUCUUGUUUGAGUUUCUUGCUGUUACUGGCACUGUGACCUUUCUGUUCUCUUUCCAUAAUUCAUCCUUUUUCUUUUCUGUGCCUGAGGUAGAGCAGUGGCACUCAGGGUUAAAAAGUUGUAGCUCCCCUUUGCUUUGUCACAACUUCAUAUACAGAGAGAUUUAAAAUUUUUCUUAAGUUCCUAGGUUCCUUUUUUUUUUUUUUUUGAGUCUUGUACUGAAGGAGAAACAAAGUCAUUCUUCCGAGGAGGGGAUUUUCAUAAAUAAAGAUAUUGGCAAUUUACUGAAAAGAAAAUAAAGGAAGAAUUUUAUUAACAGGUUUGGUGGUACUAGCCUUCUUAACUGAGUAAAGUACUUUACUGAAUGGGAUAUAUCUGUGUGUGUGUUUUUCAAUUUGUUCAUAUAAAGCAGGUGUUCUGUAUACUUUGUAUUUGUAAACAAUAACCAAUUGUGGGGGGAAGAAGAUUGCUUUGUACAAAAAGGUUGUUUUCUGGUUCCAAAACUUUGCUGCUGGAGAUGGUAAAUAAAUAUUGUACUGCUUUGCUGUGUUUAUCUCUUACGUUCUUACCUGUAUUGGAACAUAAAAUUCUUGAGAAAAAUUGCUGCUUUUCAAAAUUUUAUUUUACCGUAUGGCUCGAGUUGUAUGUUGGACAGAAGGGGCUUCUGAUAAACAGAACUUGUGGGAGUGCAAACUUGAGACCAACUAUGGACCAGAGCUUUUCGAUGGACAACAAUAAAUAAGCAGGCUAUGAAAUUUGUCUGAAUGAAGUACGCCGUUUCAGGAAUUGUAUUCAAACCAAGUGUACUAGUCAGAUGGGUGAUAGGAUGAAACCUGAAGUUAAUUCAUUCCACUUUUGCAGUUGCGUGCUCCUUAGCUUUCUCUGGACUUGGGGUCCCUUACAUAGACUAUAAAGACUGUGGAGGGAAUAAUCAUCCUCCAGUUGGUCUUCUGACUAAUCAGAGCCAGCUGAUAUUCAGGGAGAUACAACAAUAAAUAAACUAAUGCCUUGGAUUGUUCUGUCUAUAUCCUUUCUCCCUAUUCUUCACUCUCCCCAGGUCCCCCUCCCCCAUUUCAUCUUCCCUUAUAUAAUACUUUUCAGUAACCAGAAAGUGCCUUUGGUGGGUCAGAUAUGGAACUGGGUGAUUGUGAUCAAGUCUGGAUAAUAAAUUUUUACAGAGUGCUUUCUCCUAGUUUGUAGCACCUCAUCUGGUACAUGGGGCAGAAUUACCUAUUUCACAAGAGAGGUUCAGUGACUAUAUUCCUAUUUCCAAACAUAGUUGUUUUUGUUGGUUACUCAAGAGCUAAGUGCUUUUUAGAGAUGAGUAAUAAUUACUUUAAAAUGUAAUUCAAUUGUUGUAAAAAAGACAAACUGAUACAGUGCCACAAAGCUAUCAAAAAAUGAUAAUUUGUGAAGCACUGCUCUUUCAAUAUUGUGUUUCAGGAAUUGCUUUACAAAAGCAGAAUUACUCCUUUCAUUUCCUUUGACUUGAUCUUGGCAAAUAUUCCUAGAAAACUAGUUUAGUUAUGGUAGUAAGAAGUGACUUUAGAGGCUCAAGUUUUGGAUGAGCAGACGAGUGAAGAGUACUGUGAAAGAUCUCCCUGUGUUUAAUAUUAAGGAAAUUUAUUCAUGAGACCUUAGAACAUUUUUACAAAAUACUUUAUAGCUACUUCCCCCAGCAUUCAAUACUAGGCCGUUCCUGACUACCAAAGGCUAGUAGGAAGUGUAUGGCACUUGGCUUCUAAAACUACAAUACAUUUCAGGGUUGAGAGUGAAUGAUUCAAGAAAUAGGCAUGUAGAAAGUAUAUUUUAUGUAUGUAUUCAUCUGAGAUUAGUCAGAUGAACCGAAAUUCAGAUUCUACUAAAAUUUUCAUUAGGGACAUAAUUAGCUUCCUUGUGAAUGUAUCUGUUAAACAUUGAUAAGUUACCUUUGUGAUUGGAAAAGCUAAAAAUCUUGCUUUCCAUUUUUACAUUCCAAACAGGAAAAGAGGAAGGUUAGGUCUAAGAUGAAUAAGCUAAUAUUUUUAAGUUACAACUUUUAAUUUGACUAAAUAUGCCUUUAAUGUUUUAAAUACAAAUCAGUACUUACUUUUUAAACCCUGCAUAAAUUUUAUAAGUACAUUUUAGCUAAGUGCAUUUUCUUUAAAGUAAUGGUGUUUGACAUCAAACCUGUAUAAAAAUAUUUCUCAGUAGCCAUUAAGCCUGUUAAACUCAGAAUGAAAAUGACUUGACUUAAUUUUUGGUUAAUGUCAAUCCAGUCUUUGCACUUCUAGUGACAAAAUACAGAGGGAAAAAAGUUAAAUACAAUUACUAAUUGUUCCUUCUAGAUACAAAAUAUCUACCUAAAUGUAUGAAGGAU